UACUUUGAGCGAAAGGACUGAAGCGUCACUCACAACGGAAGCAGCGGCAUCAUGAGUGGUACCUACUAUGGUCUCUGUACGAUCCCCACCUUCGAUUGUCAAGAGGAUCUUGGGGUGACGAUCAAGAACACCAGGACCCAGGAACGCAUCCAAACGGACACGCUGCACGUUUCCUGCAAGUCUGACAAGUUUGACGCGCACAAGAACAUGGCUGGGAUGGUCAUCUGGCAAUACGGCGGCAAGACGGAUUGGCGCCUGAACGGCGUCCACUGCAAGAGCGGCUACAUCUACGUCCGCCACACGGAGAACAUCCAAUCAAUCAAGAGCUCGCAGGGACAGGUGCAUGGCAAGCUGUUCAAGGCGCUCUUUGGCGUGGAGCCGGGAGAGGACGUUGUUGGGACGGGCUUUGCCUACGUGAAGGGGAAAUGGAAGUUCAACUCGUUCACCUUCAACGCAUCAUCCAGCGACGGCUGGCAUGACACCAAGAAGAGAAGAAGGGUGCAAGCGACGAGGAGCGUCGCGUCAUUCGGGCUGCACUGGACCACUGGAUCGCAACAGUACAACGACAGGGACAAGCAGCUCGUGCCAUUGCCCUUCGCCCUGCGCGCCUCAUCCUGCACCAUUUGCCUUCUGUGA
Messenger RNA from Salpingoeca rosetta, 636 nucleotides. RefSeq lists its product as uncharacterized. NCBI's taxonomy places the organism in Eukaryota, Choanoflagellata, Craspedida, Salpingoecidae. The transcript is spliced from 2 exons. The record is from RefSeq and is a predicted model, not a curated record. Bases 52 to 636 code for a protein of 194 amino acids.